Spodoptera litura is the source of this 3576-nucleotide messenger RNA. It is a transcript of the gene cta, whose product is annotated as Guanine nucleotide-binding protein subunit alpha cta. Gene Ontology annotation, cellular component: cytoplasm; heterotrimeric G-protein complex; brush border membrane. Gene Ontology annotation, biological process: Rho protein signal transduction; adenylate cyclase-modulating G protein-coupled receptor signaling pathway. Gene Ontology annotation, molecular function: GTPase activity; guanyl nucleotide binding; G-protein beta/gamma-subunit complex binding. NCBI's taxonomy places the organism in Eukaryota, Metazoa, Arthropoda, Insecta, Lepidoptera, Noctuidae. The record is from RefSeq and is a predicted model, not a curated record.
UCGAUCUCAGUGUUGCCAUACUAAAAUAUUGCCUUGGUAAAUGUUUAACAAACUGGCGGAUUUAAUUUCGUGGAACACAGGCACAGUCGCAGCUUUAAUGACAGCCAGUUUAUGUUUUGCUAUCUGUGGUUUUUCAUUUCUCAAUGAGUUUGGGAGGGGUAGAAUGCGUGUGUAUUUCUGAUUCCGGAUUUAUGCUUUAAUUUAUUAUGUAUUGUCGUUAAAUAGUGUGUACGUUGUGUUAUUGCGAAAAUGUGUGUUGAAUGAACUGAUAUAUGUAGUGUAAUAAACUUUGCUCAGUUUCUUUCUAUUAUAUGGGCGUUGAUAAUCAUGCAAAAUGGCCAACGAUUUGUGGUCAUGUACCUGUUGUACGGAGGCUCUUACGUGUUGGUUGCGCCUAAAACUGUCGCCGGAGGAAAUAGAGCAGCGAUACAGAAGCAAAGAAAUAGAUAAAAUAUUAGAGAAGGAGAAGCAAACACUACGACGACAGGUAAAACUAUUAUUGCUCGGUGCGGGUGAAAGCGGAAAGUCAACAUUCCUGAAACAGAUGAGGAUAAUACACAAAGUGAAGUUUGAGCCGGAACUGGUGCGAGAGUACCAGCAUGUGAUAUACCAGAACAUAGUUAAGGGUAUUCAGGUGUUGGUGGACGCGAGGGAUAAGCUCGCCAUACCGUGGGAGAACCCGAGAAACUUGGACAUCGGUCAGCAGGCGCUGCACUUCAACAGUACGUCAUCACUGGACAGUCGGCUGUUCGUGCAUUACGCGCCACACAUACACUCACUGUGGUUAGACAGAGCCAUAAAGAGGGCCUAUGACAGGCGGAGAGAAUUUCAAUUGAGUGACUCGGUGAGCUAUUUCUUCGAUGAACUGGAGCGCAUUGCGAGACCUGACUACAUCCCCUCCCACCAAGACAUCCUGCACUGUCGGAAGGCCACGAAGGGCAUCACGGAAUGUACAAUCAACAUCAACAACGUGCCAUUUGUAUUUGUCGACGUGGGAGGGCAGCGGACACAGCGGCAGAAAUGGACGCAAUGCUUCGAUUCCGUCACGUCCAUACUCUUCCUCGUCUCCUCUUCAGAGUUCGACCAGGUCUUGUCGGAAGACAGGAAAACGAACCGCCUAGAAGAGGCGCUAAAUAUCUUCGACACGAUCGUGAACAACAUAAACUUUAAAGGCAUCUCCAUCAUCUUGUUCCUGAACAAGUCGGACCUGCUGGCGCGGAAGGUGGCCAGCAAGGAGACGGACAUCCGCUGGUUCUACCCGCAGUUCGCGGGCGACCCGCACAACCUGCGCGACGUGCAGAUGUUCCUGCUCAACAUGUUCGCCAACGUCCGCCGCGAGCCCAAGACGACGCUGUACCACCACUUCACCACCGCCAUCGACACGCACAACAUCGAGGUCGUCUUCAACUCCGUCAAGGACACGAUCCUCAAUCGGAACCUAGAAUCGCUCAUGCUGCAGUAACGGACCAAACAAACUGUAACAACGGAAUUGUUAAAUUGUGAUAUCUGGCAAUAUUCUGAUUUCGUGAUUCCACUUCGCGACUUUUUUCCAUUAUUGUGUUUUGUUUCUAUACUUUGCUAAACAGCAUAAUAGUGUAAAGCACAUUUGAAAAGACAAAGAAUGUGAUGUUGAUGGCCUAACGGUCUGUUAGAGCGGCUCUGUAUAAAUGUAAUAUGACAUGUAUUUAUUUACCAAACGUAUGGGAUUUGGUAAAACUAUGUACCUUAGUGUAACGUAUUGUAAUUAUAAAAUUUGUAUAUCAGUAUAUUUAUGACCAAAAAUGUAGAUUUUGCACGUGAUGGACAUUAUUAUGAUCACUUCGAGAUAUGAACACGCGCGUCACGUCAGAUGGACGCGCCGUAGUGCAGUAUCGUAACACGCAACACGUAAGUGCGCAAUAUUGUAAACGUAGUGAAUUAGAUAAAGUGCGGUAAGCCAGGGGGAUUUUUGAACUUUUGCCGUUUUCUAUAACGUUUUCUUGAUGACUGUAGAUUCUUUUAUACUGAUUACACUUUAAACCAGCUUGCGGUUGUACUAGUGGUGGGAUCGACAUCUUGGUUGGAGUACAUUAGAAUAAAAUGCCAUGUAACCCCUAUUUAUGCAGUAAGUACACAAGUAUAUCAAAAUUCCCCGUGUUGUAUCACAGCUUGACGCCACAGUUGCUCCAAUGAAGCGGUCAGUCCUGUCCCCGUCGCAAGCAGUAGUCUCUCAAUGUAUCAGUGCCAAGUCGUAGCACGAGUGGGUGGGUGCAGUGCCGGCUGCCGCUAUAUCAUAUAGAUGUAGUUACAAUGAGAUUGCUCUUAUAGGGUGCCACGAAGCAAAGGAACACCUUUGCGUUGGGAAGACUUUAUAUAAAUCCCUCCCGGGAGUAAAAAUGUAUAUAAAUAACCAUUGUUAGAGAAAUCGUUUAUAAUCUGUGAUUAAAAGUGUAAAAAGUAUUAGGCUGUAAACAGCAACGAAAUGUAAUGUGUCUCUUGCAGAAGAAAAUGCUUUUUGACGUUUGACACGGUUGACAUAUGACGCUCAAAUUUUUUAAUUCAUUACGCUGAUGUUGGUAUCUUUUGAGUCGGGUGUUCUCAUCGAGUAUUCCGUCCCUUGGCACAAUUUAAUGCAAAGACGUGUAAUCUCACUAUAGCUUCUACGUAUUUUUAAUUAUAAAAAUUUUGUACAAUAUACAAGAUAUAUUUUAAAGGCGGGCACAAAGGUGUACAACCUUUUUGAUAAUUUUAACGUGAAUUUAAUCUGCACUUGCUUUUGUACGUGAGAGGGAAUGAUCUGAUUUUAAUUAUUAUUUAAGUACAACGCAUAAUUUUCGAUCAUAAUAAUUAUACUCAUUUAGUUUUAAGUGUCAUAAGCUUUAGCAUAUUUAUUUUGAGAUCGUCUACAACUAUUGUUUAUUUACGUGAGAGUUUUAGAUAGAAGUUAUCUAUUUAUUAUGUGUACAUUUUUAUGGAUGGUUUACUGAGGCUAAAUGUGUAAAUACCUCUUAACUUUAUUAUGUAUAUCGUUUCUUAGUAGUUUUAGUUUUUAAAAUUUCGUUUAAUAUAAUGGUCUGAUCGGUUAGAAAUGAAUUGCGGAUUUUAUUUCCAAUAUCAGUGAUAAAUUUGCAUUUAGUAGUGCCAUUGUGUGGUGCAAACAGUGUUGCCACUGGAAAUAAAAACAAGCCUAACAAUAUACUGUCAACACUGCCGCGUAAAAAGUCGUUUGAAAUUAAAUAUCUGAUUAAUAAUGGAAUAUUAUUGUAAUUCACAGUUAUUUUAUUAGAAUCAAUAGUUUGACAGUUUUUGACAAUUUAGACGUUUAUGAAGUAACUUGCGUUGAUGCCAAAGUUUGACUAACAUCUGAUGACGCGACGGAAUGAUAUAUAAUGUGUAUACAAUUGUUGGGUGCUCAGUAUUUGUAUCUGAUAGCAUGCUCAGUAAGGCCUGGCUUCUGAGGUAUUGUACACUCUCGAAUACAUUAAUAUAAGUAAAUACGACGAUGUUUUAAUUUCUCUAUAUCAUUUCAAAAUGUUAUAAACUAAUUUCAAGUUCAAAAUGAAUAAUUGUAUUCUAAAAUUUAUUAAAAUGCACCUA